Messenger RNA from Drosophila bipectinata, 3672 nucleotides. RefSeq names its product IDLSRF-like peptide. Gene Ontology annotation, molecular function: protein binding. NCBI's taxonomy places the organism in Eukaryota, Metazoa, Arthropoda, Insecta, Diptera, Drosophilidae. The record is from RefSeq and is a predicted model, not a curated record.
UCGAGUUUGAAACUUACACUCAAGCGGAGUUGUAAAUAGUUGUUCGAGUUGUUGGCUCGUACUCAAACUGUAGAAACAUGUAAAAAGUCGACUAAAACAUAUAUCUAUAUAUACACAUAUAAAUAUUUGUUUGCCUGCAAAAUUAUUUUCAACUUUAAUUUCGACCAAACAAAUAUAACAACAUUAAACAAAAACGAAAAAAAAAAAACAAAAUCGAACGAACGAAACAACCAAACGGGUUAUUGCUUGCAUGUAGUCGUAGUACCAAGUAGAAAACGAAACUUUUAGAAACGUCAAGAUAGGGAUUCGGAUUAAAGAAGAGGUCGCAGCUAAUUUCUGGUGCGUAUAACUCCAUUAGAGGACGAUUAGCAUACUCAAGGACAAACGGACGGACGAGGAGCUAGGAGCUUGGAGCUCGGAGCUCGGAACUAGGGGCUGACGUGCCAACGAUAAUUAAAUAAGCGGCCAAGAAGCACGGAGGAUAAGUGGCCCAGGACACUGGUCCUGCAGUUGGCAACUAAAAGCAAAAGCGAACCAGAAAACUUCAUCAAAACACUCGGAUAAAGUGGAAAACGUGUGCGUGCGCGUGUGAGAAAACUUUCUGCAGGGCGAGCGAUUUAAUUCCGACCCUCUGCCAGUCGGCCAGUCCCCCAGCCAGCUGGAAAUGUCCAUGGCCAUGGACCAUCAUCAUCAACAUCGCCAUCUCAACAUGUGGCCCACGUUUCCCAUCUGCCUGCUGCUUCUCCAGGCGGCCACCAGCACGAUGGCCAUCGAUUUGAGCCGCUUGUACGGCCACAUGGCCAAUCCCAUCCAGAAGAGGAGCGAUGCCUGUCACCCAUACGAGCCCUUCAAAUGUCCUGGCGAUGGUAAUUGCAUUUCCAUCCAAUAUUUAUGCGACGGUGCACCCGAUUGCUCCGACGGAUACGAUGAGGAUAUGCGACUUUGUACAGCGGCCAAACGUCCGCCGGUGGAGGAGACCGCAUCCUUCCUCCAGAGCCUGAUCGCCUCCCACGGACCCAAUUACCUGGAAAAACUUUUCGGCAGCAAGGCCCGCGAUGCCCUUUCACCUUUGGGCGGUGUGGAGAAGGUGGCCAUUGCCUUGAGCGAGUCACAAACCAUUGAGGACUUUGGCGCUGCCCUUCAUCUAAUGAGAUCGGACUUGGAACAUUUGCGCUCGGUUUUCAUGGCAGUGGAGAACGGUGACCUUGGCAUGCUGAAGUCCUUGGGCAUCAAGGACUCGGAGCUGGGCGACGUGAAGUUUUUCUUGGAGAAACUGGUCAACACCGGCUUCCUCGACUGAGUAGCGCCAGAUCCGGCUUCUGGAUUUUAUUACGCACACGCACAACCCAUCAAUCCUAAUUUCUAUUCGUAUUUGGGUACGCCCUAUGAUAAUUACAAUUAUUAAAUGCGAAUUACACACCCAACCUCCCACACGUACCUACACUCAUCGUCCCUUAACACAACCACCCAUACAAGUGCCCAUUCAUUUCCGCCAAAAAGAUAUUUUCUCAAACUCUAUUUUUGGUUAUAAUUUAAUCUGUUGCUUUCGAAACCCUUUUGACGAUUUCAGUUAUAAUUACUUUUCUUUUUCCCAACACUUUUAUAUAAAACAAGUAUAAAACCAAUCAAAAAAUAAAAAAAAUGGCAAAAUAUGAUUAAAAAAUGAAAAAAAAAUAUAUACACAAUGCGAACAGAGAAAAUAUAAAGCAAAAAAAUCCGAUUUUUCGAUCUAUUAUAUAUCGGCUGCUUUCUACGAAAUCAAAUCUUAGCUUUCUCCCAACUUUCUGCGCUCUUUUUCAACAUUCCUAUAUUUAUGUGUUGCGUCUCUAUCGCGAUCUAUAUUUAUUUUGAGAAAAUCAAUGCGCAAAUUUCAGAACAUUGCAAACCAAACUUCAUAAGAAAUAGUCAAAUAAAAUGUGGAAGCAGGAUCGUUUGGCAAAAUACAAAACGGAAAAAGCUAAAAGUAAACGUAAAUUUUAAAAGCAAAUUGUAUUAAUGUUUAUAUAAAACCUUUUCUGAAACAUAUAUAUGUGUACCGAUAUGUAUUGAAUCCUUUUUAUUAAUGUGUAUGUAAAGUGUUUCAAGGCUUUUUAAAACCGUCACUUAUGGUAUUCACACUAAAGUCCCUACAAAAAAAAAAAAAACAAUUUAUGCAAAUCCGAAACCGAGGCUAUCAGUACAGAACCUUCCAACCACUUUCUUCAGUACUUUCCCAAGUACACUUAUCCUCUUUCGAUAACCGUCUAUUAAUUAAAUUAUAUACAAAUGUAUAGGGUAUAUCCUUAGUUUUAGUGAUUAAUUGUAGCGAAAGCCCUGCAGCUAUUGUUGUUUCCAGUAGAACAUACAGUCCACUGUUCGAAAUAAAAUGAGGAAUAUUAAGAAAAGAUUUAAAAACUAUACAUAUCAUAGAAACAACCCCAACUAUGUCGAGCUACUGUGCAACAGGUAAUGGUCUUGAGUUGCAUAAUUCACAAAACAGUUUUCUGUGUCUAAGGAAAAAUAUAAACGUUGAUCAUUCAAAGGGAUCUCAAAUUAUAUAUUAAACGAAAAUUACUAUAAAAGCUAAUGUUAAUUUAACAAUAUUGCACAAAACUUUAUUCAAUUCCUAAAAUAUACUUCUUAGAAAGAAAAAAACACACAAAAGCAAGUUGUAACCAAAAUGAGAUUCUCAAGUCUUAAGAGCCAAUUUUAAAUGCCAAGAACAAAAAAACUGACCCAAACAAUUUGGAAAACCAUCUAAGCAAACUCUAAAAUUGACUCUUAAAGCUCACAAACGUGUUAAUCUUAGUAUGUAGCCUCUAAUUCAAACGUUUUUCAAACGGAGCACGGAAUUGUUGACCAGAAAGUAUAACAAGUAACUAAAAUGAGUAAGAAGACCCAACGUUGAAGGAAAUUUCUUUAAAUUAAAACGAAAAAUUAAUGGAGUUAUAAGUACCUUGAAUUAGCUGAUAGAUCAUACAACUACAGCAAAAAAUACUACAAAUAUUUAUUGAAAAUGCGAAAAGAGCAACAAAAAAAAUUGAUACGAACAAGAUCUUUUUAACUAUAUAGUCGUCUAUUUAAAGUAUAUUUAUGAGUAAAUAUUUAUUCGAAAAAUAGUAACAAGUCAAGAGUAAUAUAAAUGAAUGAUAACGAACAAAAACUGAUCCAUUGAACUAUAUAUAUAUAUACACUGUAUAUGAUGAAACGAUGUGAGUAAAUGCCCCAUGUAAAUAAAGAGGAGACAAACUACGAAUUCCAUAAUCGAUGCAAAUGAAUAUGGUUAAAAAAAAUAUGAGGGAAAACCAAAAAACAAGUGAUAAUUUGUUACUUUGGGUUCCAUUAGAAGUUAUUCGCCUGUAAAUUUUAAAUAAUUUAAAGCUGACGAAAAUUUUACCUAAAACAAACGUUUUUUCUUUAUAAAUAUUUUUUUAAACUUUAAUAUACAAAAAACUAUAUACAAGCGUGAAACAUUUUUAAGAGUAAGCCCCAAAAAAUAUAUCGCAUACAUAUCAGCAGAUCCCUAUAGAGGAAGUACAACUGCAAAAAGUUAAAAACACACAAGAACCUAUUUAACACUAAAUAUAUGCAACAUAUCAAUUAACAAAAACAUAUCAAAUAUGAAGAGCAAAAAGAAAAUUUUAAAUCAAAGCAAAAACACCUCUAUUAAAGUUAAGAGAAUUAUAUAAAAAA